This is a messenger RNA of Symbiodinium sp. CCMP2592, 567 nucleotides long. NCBI's taxonomy places the organism in Eukaryota, Dinophyceae, Suessiales, Symbiodiniaceae. The record is from the annotation of a GenBank genome assembly.
AUGGGCUCGGAGUGGCAGCAGCCACGAGAAAUCAACCCUGUGUUCUGCGAGCGUAUUUCGAAGGUCUUCAUUCAUGUCGGGAACUUUUGCUUGGCAGCAGCUUCGCUUGAGGAUGUACAGGAAAUCGUGGAUGAUUCGAUGAGUGAUGUUCUUAAGAUUGAAGAUCGUGUGGCGCUUACAGAGUCAGUGCAUAAGUGGUGCGCGCUCCAUCAGGGAACUGUCGAGAGAACUGUUCGCGAGAUCGGGCAGAGGGUCCGGCGAGGCCCUUAUUUGCGUCGUGGACCCAGUGCAACAGCUGCUGAAUUGUAUGAGGGGUAUUUGGCUUCGGAUCCUGUGCUGGGUUUGGCUGCUCUUGAGAAGAAGCUGAAGCUUCGUAAAGCUGGGACAGGGGCGCGUGUUGAAGCAGAGGCGGUGGCUGAGCCACCGAGGGACCAGCCAGCGCCUCCCCCGGAGGAGGAAGAGGCGCCUUACUUUGUGGUUGUGAGUCGCAGCGGGCAUAGGCCCCGGCUACAGGAGCAGGGGGCGAUCAGCAGUGAGUCCGCAUCCUCAGAUGCACCAGAGCCGUGA